Fukomys damarensis (Damara mole-rat) is the source of this 2657-nucleotide messenger RNA. It is a transcript of the gene Chka, whose product is annotated as choline kinase alpha. Gene Ontology annotation, molecular function: ethanolamine kinase activity; choline kinase activity. Gene Ontology annotation, biological process: phosphatidylethanolamine biosynthetic process; CDP-choline pathway. The transcript has 12 exons. Gene Ontology annotation, cellular component: cytoplasm. NCBI's taxonomy places the organism in Eukaryota, Metazoa, Chordata, Mammalia, Rodentia, Bathyergidae. The record is from RefSeq and is a predicted model, not a curated record. Bases 1627 to 2610 code for a protein of 327 amino acids.
GGACAAUCAGAAUCUUUCAGCUUUUAAAAUCUUUGGUAACUUUAAAUCCAAAAUAUUAAUUAUACCCUUUUUAUUAUUGCUACUGCUUAAGCCUGUUUUAUUUCCUACAUCACGGGCGAAUGAAUACAUGACUAUAACAGAUUGUCUGGAAACCAAGUCCAAAAUAGGAAGGAAAUUAAGUGAGAGGAAGCCCAUGGUAGGAUAGUUUUACCAUGAGAGAGGGUAAAUUAUAAUAUGGAAUUCCCCCAUUUUCAUUAUAUGCAGUUUGGUGUCUUAAACAUAUCUGAGACAUUCUGAUUUCUUAGGUUUUGAAAUUUCAGUGUUUAUUUGUAAAAAUCUUGUUAUUAUGGAGAAUGUCAAAUAAAUAUAAAAGUAGACAGAAGACUGAUGAACUCCAGGUAUAUUUGUUUUCCCCACCUGACCAGUCUUCAUCUUUUCCUUCACCUCUUUUCUGAGUUAUUUUGAAGCAAAUUCCAGACAUCGCAUUAUUUCUUACAAACAAACAAAAACCAAACAACAAAAAUUUAUAUAUGACAAUGAUGUUCACAUCAAAAUAAUUAGGUGUAAGCUCCCCAGCACCUCCCCACAAAUGAAAUAAUACUCUAAUAUUAAAAUAACUAGUGUUCAAAUUUCUAAUAGUUUUAUACUUAUAGAUGAUAAUUUUUAUUAAUUUGCACCUUAGAGGAAAGUUUGAAGUUAUGCCAAAUAAUUUAUACAACAUUUUAAUUCCUGCCUCAUAUUUAUAUCCCUGAGUAAAAUCCCAGAGAUUACAAAAUAAAAUUUUAUUUCCUAUCUUCCUGGACAGAAAAUAUCUCUGACCUCUCUUCUGGCAAAGUGAAUAGACCUUUACUUGACCUUCUUACUUUCUCACAACUCCUUUCCGGCUUGAGGCUUCCUGGUUGUACUCUUCUUGUUUGCAGGCCUUAGGGAGCCUGGGCAUUCUGUACUGAGGAAACAGAACUCAGGGCUGCAUAUUGCAGAAGUCCAUCUCACCUUUGCAAUGGUGCUCUUAUGAUUACUGGAGCAUUUGUUUACCAAGCAAGCAUCAGGAUUUGCUCGGGGCUCUUCGGGAAGACUAACAUCCAACGAAGGAGAUGGAGAGGCUCCUGCUCAUUGACCAUUGAGGCAUAAGUCUAAGGUACAUUUACUCAUGAGAGAGUUUUGGAGUUAAGAGAGUGGUAAAGCUUUAUUACAGUGACUCCUUCUCCCUAAGUCUUAUUUACAGCAUAUACCAGCAAGUGUCUAGCAUAUUUUUGUAGUAAUUUGAUUUUUAUAGCUUUCAUUGUAACGGGAUUUAACCUGUAACAUCUUUUCUCAGAAAAAUGCAGAUUACGCAGAUGAAAGUAUCACAUAUCACCAUUUGUACUUUCUGUACUUUGUAUCAAAUGUACUUAACUAUAUGUGACAGAUAUUAUUGAAUAUGUGUCCGUGGAAACAUUAGAAGCCUUUUGCAGAUAGCUUUAUGAAUAUGGAUAUUUGUUUAUAGAGUAUGACAAACAUGUACUGUUUAUAUAAAACAUGUAUUAAAAUGUCUGGAAUGUUAUUUUGGUGUAUGAUGGAUGAGAGUGGUUGCUUUUAAAUCACGAGGUCUUUUGAAUGCUGCUAGAGUAGCUGGUGUUGCUUAACAUGGCAUUUUUUCCCCUGUCCACACUUUCCACCCUUGGUACAGGUAUUUUUGAUAAGCUGUGGAAUGGAAAGAGGUCCUGUAAUAAGGAGGGAUCCGAACAAGCUCAGAAAGAAAAUGAAUUUCAAGGAGCUGAGGCCAUGGUUCUGGAAAGUGUUAUGUUUGCCAUUCUUGCAGAAAGGUCUCUUGGGCCAAAACUGUAUGGCAUCUUUCCUCAAGGACGACUGGAGCAGUUCAUCCCGAGCAGACGAUUAGACACUGAAGAAUUAAGUUUACCAGAUAUUUCUGCAGAAAUAGCUGAGAAAAUGGCCACAUUUCAUGGUAUGAAAAUGCCAUUCAAUAAGGAACCCAAAUGGCUUUUUGGAACAAUGGAAAAAUAUCUAAAUCAAGUGCUGAAAAUUAAGUUUACUGAAGAAUCCAGAGUUAAACAGCUCCAGAAGUUCCUCAGUUACAACCUUCCUUUGGAACUAGAAAAUCUGAGAUUAUUACUUGAAUCUACUCUGUCUCCAGUUGUAUUUUGUCAUAAUGACUGUCAAGAAGGUAAUGUCUUAUUGUUGGAAGGCCACGAGAAUUCUGAAAAACAGAAACUGAUGCUGAUUGACUUUGAGUACAGCAGUUAUAAUUACAGAGGAUUCGACAUUGGGAAUCACUUCUGUGAAUGGAUGUAUGAUUAUACCUAUGAAAAGUACCCUUUCUUCAGAGCAAAUAGUCAGAAGUAUCCUACCAGGAAACAGCAGCUCCAUUUUAUUUCCAGUUACUUGGCUACAUUCCAAAAUGACUUUGAAAACCUCACUAGUGAAGAAAAAUCCACUACAGAGGAAGAAAUGUUGCUUGAAGUCAAUAGGUUUGCCCUUGCUUCCCAUUUCUUCUGGGGACUUUGGUCCAUUAUACAGGCCAAGAUUUCGUCCAUUGAAUUCGGGUACAUGGAAUAUGCCCAAGCCAGGUUUGAUGCCUAUUUCGAGCAGAAGAGGAGACUGGGGGUGUGACUGAGGACUCCACCCCCUCCACCACUGGACUCCCUGGAGGCAGCCAA